Messenger RNA from Papaver somniferum (opium poppy), 836 nucleotides. RefSeq lists its product as uncharacterized. The record is from RefSeq and is a predicted model, not a curated record. The transcript is spliced from 2 exons. Lineage: Eukaryota; Viridiplantae; Streptophyta; Magnoliopsida; Ranunculales; Papaveraceae. The coding region runs from base 42 to 590 and encodes 182 amino acids.
UUAAGACAUCUCGGAUUGAAGUUGAUCAUCUUGCAAGAACAAUGGCUAGAACUUCAAUCACUACUUUGUACGCUGGUUUCCUCUUUGUUUUGGUGGUGAUAUUCGUUACCGAGAUGGCAUUUGGCCGCCCGUUGGAACGAGAGCUGCUUCCAACUGGAAUAAAGGGGUCGUCAAAAAACCCCGCAGAGGAUAGAACUGGGAAUCUGGAAGUAAACCCGGGAAAUGUUGGAGGAAAGGGGAAGACAGCCGGGUCUAGUGACAUCCAGGGUGUUGUACAGCAGGAAAAUAAAAUCAGAGGAAAGGGUAACGUGCAGGAUUUGAAGGGGAAAGGAAAGGCAACUGGGUCUGGGAAUGUGGCCAAUGUAGUAACAGGAAACGGGACUUUGAGGCCACAGGGAGAUUUAAAGAAAGGAAAGAUAGGGGCAACAGGGACAGGCUCGAUGACGGUUGCAGGAGUGACUGUCAAAGGUAGUCUUGGUGGGGAACCAGGAUCUAACUCACAAAAGGAGAAACCACAGACAUCCGAAAAUAGCCCUUAUCCAAAGGGAAAUGAUGAGGCAACAAAACAAGACCCUCCCAAAUAUUAUUAACGUUAUGCGAUCAAUUGGUUACGGAGAAAUAUGUGAUAAAGUUGCAGUUGUUCUCUUUUAUCCUGCUGCCAAGUGAUGGUCGAAGUAAAUUGGAUUCGUUUUUGUUUUUUUUUGUUUUUUUUAUCGCUAUUGAAUUUGUUUUUUUUUUCUCUUUCAUGUUUACUUGCUUGAUUCAGUUCUAUUGACUGAAAAUCUAUCAUUUGUCAUCAGUUUUGGAAAUUGAUUGUGUUGAAUAAAUUUCAGAAG